This is a messenger RNA of Mucor velutinosus, 1167 nucleotides long. RefSeq lists its product as uncharacterized. The transcript has a single exon. NCBI's taxonomy places the organism in Eukaryota, Fungi, Mucoromycota, Mucoromycetes, Mucorales, Mucoraceae. Bases 1 to 1167 code for a protein of 388 amino acids. The record is from RefSeq and is a predicted model, not a curated record.
AUGCAGCUCAAAGCACAACAGUCCAUUUGGUCCUCACAUUGUGGUAUUGUAUCCCUUAAUCCACAGAUCCACAUCACUAGCCUCUAUGUCUCCUCGGAUGAUCGUGUCAUCUUAUGUAAAGUAUCUCACCCCAACAAUGUAUUUCCGUCCUUCACCAUUAUGAACAUUUAUGCUCCUGCUACCUACCAUCAACGCUAUGCCUUCUAUGCUAAUUUACUAUGCUCGGAUUACUUUCAAGCCCUACUAACAAACAUGACUACUGACAAUCCUUUAACCUCAGCACACCCAGACAUCAUCGUGGGCGAUUUCAACUACAAUUUCACCCAAUUCCCAUCACAUACUAUUCCGGAUUACUCACCAUCAUCCCUCGAAUUUUUAUCCUCUGCUUAUGCUUCACAAGAUCCAACAGAAGCGUCUCCUGAUCCAGACUCUCAGUUCGUAAUGCCGCAACUAGAUCAACACCCCACACCACUCGUUCGCAGCCAAUGGAUUUGGCACGGAGUACUGCUACACCACUACCGUGAAGUCUCUCGCAAGCUCCAAACAGAUCCCCCUAUCCCCACAUUCCGCCGCGAGUCCACCUCCACAACAAUUGACUAUAUGUUCAUCUCGCCCGACCUUGCUCCGCUUGUCAGACACUCGGAUAUUCAAUUCAUUUCUCGUACCUGGACAGAUCACGCUCUGUUGCGGAUUGAUCUCCAAUUUACAUCCAAUACACAUGGCACAGGUAUCUGGAAAGCCAACCCAAAUCUUGCUCAAAAUGACUACUUCGUCACUCAAUUACACCCAGCAUUAAAUGAAUUACAUGCCAAUUUAGCAUCAUAUACAGAACCUCCUUCAGUUCAAAUAUCAUGGGAUGAUAUCAAGCGCCUCGCAAUCAGCCUCCCCAAGAAGAUCAGCCGACACAGAGCUUGCUGGCGUACACGACAUUUGAAGCAAUUUCAAAGGAAAAGGAACAAACUCAUUAAAUCCUAUCGAGGCCAAAAGGCCAUAGCCACCCAGAUCCUGAAGGUUGAACGUCUCAUCAACAACUUGCAAGAGGAACUCGUCGAAGUUGCAGCCCUACGCUCUGGCCUGCGCUGGAGGGAGCAGGGUGAAAAAUCAGCGGGACUUAUGAAGCGACUCACCACACAGCGUACCAAUCGCAGAUCCAUUGACGCACUAUAG